Messenger RNA from Anopheles arabiensis, 2443 nucleotides. Its product is annotated as fatty-acid amide hydrolase 2-B. The transcript is spliced from 3 exons. The record is from RefSeq and is a predicted model, not a curated record. NCBI's taxonomy places the organism in Eukaryota, Metazoa, Arthropoda, Insecta, Diptera, Culicidae. The coding region runs from base 172 to 1851 and encodes 559 amino acids.
CAGUCCCACAGCCGCAUUUGGCUAUUAGACUCGUUUCUGUUUGCGCGCAUCGUCGUCAGGUCCUCCACAGGAAGCAAGGCUCCGGGAACAGCGCGGUUGGGAGCAGACAGUAUUAAAUGUGCAUUUCCAUCCCGCACGAAGCGACCGCAGGAAGCAAACGCCAGUGUGACAAUGCAAUUCAAGCCGGAAUCAUCCCCAAUAAUGAGUUCGCCGCUGAAAGCGCUGGUCGAGUUUCUGCGGCUCAUCUACGCCAAGUGCUACCGUAAGGUGGUCCGAGAAUGCAACCAACAGAUGAGUUACGCUAUACGCAGGCUGCUCCGUGCAGCCAUGUGCGUGUUUAGCUGGUUCGUCAUGCCCUACUCGCAGUGCGUUAGCGGUCGGAUAGAGCGCCGCAAGCUCCCACCAAUCGAAGAUCCGCUGCUGCUCCUGUCGGCCAACGUGCUUGCCGAGCGCAUUCGCAAGCGCGAGAUACGCAGCGAGGACGUGGUCCGUGCGUACAUCCAACGGUGUCAGCAGGUCAACCCGCUGCUAAACGCCAUCGUCGAGGAUCGUUUCGAAGCCGCACUGGAAGAGGCACAGGAAGUCGACCGUCAGCUGGCGAAGGGUACGCUCGGACCCGCGGAAGAGUUAGCUCGCACCAAACCCCUACUCGGACUGCCGGUUUCGAUCAAGGAAAGCUUAGCCGUCGAGGGCAUGAGCAACACGGCCGGUCGAAAGCUGCGCGAAAAGAAGGUCGCACUCAGUGAUGCGCCCGUCGUGCACCAGAUUAAGCGGGCCGGUGGCAUUGUGCUGCUCGUAAGCAACACGCCCGAACUGUGCCUGUGCUGGGAAACGUACAACCAGUGCACGGGGCUAACGCGCAACCCGUACAACCUGCAGCGUACUGCGGGUGGAUCGUCCGGCGGUGAGGCCGCACUGAUUGCGGCGGCCGGAUCGCUGCUCGGCGUUACGACCGAUAUUGCCGGCUCUUCGCGCCUACCAGCCAUGUUUACUGGCGUGUUCGGGCACAAACCUUCACCGUACGUGGUGUCACCGUACGGGCACCAUCCGUCCUGUGACGAUGAGAACUGGGGCAGCUUCUUCACGCCGGGCGCCAUGUGCCGGUAUGCGGAGGAUUUGCCGCUCCUGCUGGAAGCGAUGCGCGAUCCGGAAGGUACGCCCGUCACGCUGCACAAACCGGUACCGAUCGGGGCGCUCAAAUGCUACUACAUGGAGAACGAUGGACCGUCCGGUUUGACGCGCCCGAUCGAUGCCGACAUCGUGCAGGCGAUCCGGGACGUGGCGGCACACCUGAACGCACAGCGCGUCAACCUCAAGCGGCUGCGCUGGACGCUGGACAUUUCGGUGUGCAAGAUGCUGCGCAUGAAGAACGUGGAAACGAUCUACAGCCCGCAGGCGAACGGCAAGCCGGACACGACGAUGAAGCGCGAGGUGUUCAAGUAUCUGCUCGGUAUGUCGAAGUCCGAUCUGCCCUCGGUCAUGAUCGGCCCGAUGCAGCACAUCGUGAACAACUACAUACCCCAGUCCCGGCUCGACUUUCUCGAUGCGCAGACGGAGAAGCUGCGCAAGGACUUUAUCGAUCUGCUCGGCACGGACGGGGUGUUUAUCUAUCCCGGCUUCCCGAACACGGCCCACCGGCACUAUCGCAUCUUUCACAAGCUGGUCGACACGACGUACAUGAUGGUGUUCAACACCGUCGGGCUGCCGGCCGCCUCCUGCAUGGUUGGGUUCGAUCGCGAGAAGCUCCCAAUCGGCGUACAGAUUGUCGCUGCCCCCGGACAGGAUCAUCUUAUCUUUGCGGUGGCCAAAGAGCUAGAACGACGGUUCGGUGGUUGGGUGGCUCCUGUCUAGAUUAGGGGAGGGGGGUUUCAACCCGCAACACCCCACGGCGGGGGUUCGACACACCAGCAAAUGCGCGGCCCAGCCGUCAACAAUGAGAUUGUGAUUUUUACGAGCUUAAUCUAAGAUUUCCUGUAACUGUUUUUUUCCUGUUUUUGAUUGUUGUUACUUCGUUGUUUUCUUUGGAACUGUUUCCGCCUCUGUAUAUGUGUAUGUGUGUGUAUGUACAUUGUUUCGUAGUACGGAAUUUUCGUUGCAAUAUUUCGAUAAAUUGUUACUUUCUAAAACAAAAAAAGCGCGUCUCUCUACUGUUGAUCAAUUGGAUAUUUUCCGCCGGAGUUUUAAAUACAGAAAAGACGGCUCUUUAAUCUUCAAACGCGCGUAAUGUUGAUCGUUAUCGUUAGCAUGUGUGUUAGCAGCAUCAUUGUGGUUGUGUUUAUCAGAAAGACAAAACUAGUAUGAACGCAAAUGGAACAGCAACAAGAGACUGGUUGGCUAUAGGAACAGGGCACAGAGGGUAGUGAUACAUUCAAUGUUUAAAAAAACAGUGGACAACUGAUAGUUUUAGUGAUACAAAUAAUAAAACUGAGUACAUAAUGUUUAA